Thlaspi arvense is the source of this 2822-nucleotide messenger RNA. Lineage: Eukaryota; Viridiplantae; Streptophyta; Magnoliopsida; Brassicales; Brassicaceae. The record is from the annotation of a GenBank genome assembly.
CAAAUUUGCAAAAGCAUCGGAAUCAAAUAAUCCGAUUGGGGGAAGAAAAGAAAAACGUUUUUUUCAGAAAAACGCAAAUUAUUUCUUUCUAAUUUCUUUCGUUUUCCCAUCACUUUCCCGGGGGAAUCUCUGUAAAUCUUUUCUCAGAAAUCGUCGUUUCUCUCUUGCCGUUAUCCCACGAACAAUUGAGAAAGAGCAUCUACGACGGAACUAAUCCGAACUUCUCUAGCUUCAUUUUUCAACCCCAUAAUCCGUUCUUUGACCCGACGAAUUCGGCUGUAGAAAUGGCUAGCCAAGGCGGGUCAUCAAGGCGGAGCUUAUCUGUAACGACUUCUUCAUUGCACGGAAAGAAGAAAUCCAUGGACAUCGGCGAACGAGGUCUCGACACUGGCCGGAGAUCUCUUACUGUUUCUCGUUCUCCUUUGGGUUUAACAGGAGGCGAGCGAACUGUUAAACGUUUAAGGCUAUCGAAAGCCCUUACAGUACCAGCAACAACAACUAUAUACGAAGCUUGUAAAAGGAUGGCUUCUCGGAGACUUGAUGCCUUGUUGUUAACUGACUCUAAUGAAAUGCUCUGUGGGAUUCUCACAGACAAGGAUAUAGCCACCAGAGUGAUUUCACAGGAACUUAAUGUCGAGGAAACACCUGUCUCCAAGGUUAUGACUAGAAACCCGAUGUUUGUUCUUUCGGAAACACUUGCUGUUGAAGCCCUUCAAAAGAUGGUCCAAGGAAAAUUCAGACAUCUGCCUGUUGUUGAAAAUGGCGAAGUUAUUGCUUUAUUGGAUAUAGCAAAGUGUCUGUAUGAUGCGAUUGCUCGUAUGGAGAGGGCAGCUGAGAAAGGCAAGGCAAUAGCUGCGGCUGUUGAAGGUGUUGAAAAAAGUUGGGGAACAAACACUUCAGUUCCCAACACUUUCAUUGAAACGCUGCGAGACCGGAUGUUUAGACCUUCUUUAUCAACUAUUAUACCAGAUGAUACAAAGGUUUUGAAAGUGUCACCAACCGAUACAGUCUUGACUGUAGCAAAGAAGAUGGUUGAGUUUCAGUCAAGCUGUGCAGUCGUGAUGAUCGAGGACAAGCUUCGAGGGAUAUUUACUUCCAAGGAUAUACUGAUGCGGGUUGUUGCUGAGAAUCUUCCUCCAUCUGAGACUACAGUUGAACAGGUUAUGACUCAGAAUCCAGAAUCUACGACAGUUGACACACCAAUUGUUGAAGCUCUGCACAUUAUGCACGAGGGAAAAUUCUUACACCUUCCUGUCACGGACAAUGACGGAGAUGUAGUUGCAGUUGUUGAUGUAAUCCACGUUACUCAUGCUGCUGUUGCUACAGCUGGAACUACUGCGGGAAUAGGUAAUGAAGCAACAAACACAAUGAUGCAAAAGUUUUGGGAUUCAGCAAUGGCAUUGUCUCCUAAUGAGGAAGACGAGGACACGAGAAGUGAGAGCUCCUUGAAAGUUGCUUCUGAAGCUGAGACAGGGAAAUCUUUCCCUUACGCAAAUACAUUUUCUUUCAAGAUCGAAGACAAGAAUCACAGAAUGCACAGAUUCAUAAGCGACACUCGGAGUUUGACAGAAGUGAUAACCGCGAUUCUUCAGAGAGUAGGGAGUGAUAUCGAUCCAGACAACUUACCCCAAAUUUUGUAUGAAGACGAAGACCACGAUAAAGUGUUGUUGGCUUCAGAUAGUGACCUUCAAGCAGCCAUAGACCAUGCAAAAUCAAUUGGCUGGAAGAGUCUGAGAUUAUAUUUGGACGAUUCAAGAGAAGGCAAAGGAAGAAGAAGAAGAAGAGCAGCGGGAUCAGCAGAAUCAAUGGAGUAUGUAGAGACAGACGCUUGGGCUGCGGCAUACAGUGGAGUUGCGGCUGGUGCAGCAUUAGUAGCUGGUCUUGGUUUUAUGGCUUAUCUCAAAAAAUUUGGACAUUGACUUCUCAAAAAAAACACAAUGAAGUUCUCUUACAGAUCAAAUACAGAAAAAAGUGUCAUGCCAUAGAAAACAGAGACAGGUUUUGAAGAUUUUGUGUGAAAUAAUUUAUAUACAAAGUUAUCUUUGGGAUUUUUUCUGGUUUCUUUCUUGAUAACAAAAUAUCUAAAACUAGUACAUCAAUGGGGAACUCAAGAACAAGGCUUAGAAUCUUGUCUAAACUGAUCACACCAUUAAAAAAAAAAGAAACUCAAACAGAACAAGGGCUUUGCCAUGUGGAGAUAUCUGCUAUAAGUUCUCGAAAUUUGUCGAUAAGUUGUUUGACAUGAACAUUCCUCUUUGCGAUCUCCUGCAUUCACAGACUUAAGGCCUGCUCCUCCAACUUUUCGAUUUCUUCUUCACUUUCAGGAGUUCCUAAACCACUUUCCGUUUCAGAUGCUUUUGCCUUCUGCGAAUUGGGAAUCGCAGCAAGAACAGCACGAAGCGAAGUCACGGAGUUCUUAUAGCGAAGACUAGCUUCAUCCAGAGCGCUAUUUCCGCUUCCUCCGCCGCUGCCACCAGCACCGGAUUCCGAAUGAUGCGGCGCUCCAUCAAUCGCAGUCGCAUCGACGGAAACGAGAGCCGUCCCGUUGGAACCCGUCGUCGUUGUCUGAGCAGCGGAACUCGCAGUGGCUGAUGUAGACCACAAGGAAGGAUUGCAGAGCUCGUCGUUCAUGGCGGAAAUUAUCUGAAAAGCCGCUUCGAUAGUCUCUUCCAAAUGCUUUUCCCCUUCCAUCGCAAGAUCUUGGGUCGUCAUCGUCAUCGUCGUCGUCGUCGUCGUCGUCUUCGAUGCUAUCACAAUACUGGAGACCGCUUUCUUCUCCAUCACAGUAAAGGAUCGCUGAAGUACGGCGUCGUUUAAGCAAG